CGGGCUCAGCUCAGUGGGGCUCCACGCUCGUGAACCCGAGGAGGUUCAGUUCGCUGAACAACCGCGCGUUAUUCUCGCUGGUUUAAUUAUAAGCCGGUUCUGUGCUAAGCCCGCGAGUUCACGGCUUUUCCGGAGCCGCGCGCGCCUGCCUGAGGUGACCCAGCGCUAAGCGUGRCGUUGCGGGCACGUCUGUGUGUUUAACUGACUGCAGAGCAACAAGGCCGAGAGGCUGGAGCGGCCGGAGAGCUGCGACAACGUGAAGGUGGUGGUGCGGUGCCGGCCGCUCAACGAGCGCGAGAAGGCCACGGGCUACAAGAUGGCAGUCAGCGUGGACGAGAUGAGGGGCACCAUCACCGUGCACAAAACCGACUCGUCCAACGAGCCCCCCAAGACCUUCACGUUCGACACGGUUUUCGGGCCGGAGAGCAAACAGCUGGAUGUCUAUAACCUGACUGCGAGGCCUAUUAUUGACUCGGUGCUGGAGGGAUACAAUGGUACUAUUUUCGCGUAUGGGCAGACUGGAACAGGGAAAACUUUCACCAUGGAAGGCGUCCGAGCAGUUCCUGAGCUUAGAGGAAUUAUUCCCAACUCCUUUGCCCAUAUCUUUGGUCACAUUGCCAAGGCAGAGGGGGAUACAAGGUUUUUGGUCCGUGUGUCUUACCUGGAAAUUUAUAAUGAAGAAGUACGAGAUCUGCUAGGAAAAGACCAGACCCAAAGGCUAGAGGUUAAAGAGAGACCUGAUGUGGGAGUUUAUAUCAAAGACCUGUCAGCCUAUGUCGUAAACAAUGCAGAUGAUAUGGACAGAAUCAUGACUCUGGGCCACAAAAACCGUUCUGUUGGUGCCACGAACAUGAACGAGCACAGCUCCCGCUCGCACGCCAUCUUCACCAUCACCAUCGAGUGCAGCGAGAAGGGCGUUGACGGCAACAUGCACGUUCGCAUGGGCAAGCUGCACCUCGUGGACCUCGCGGGCUCUGAAAGGCAGGCAAAAACUGGAGCCACAGGACAGCGACUGAAAGAAGCUACCAAGAUCAACCUUUCUCUUUCUACUCUGGGAAACGUCAUCUCGGCGCUGGUGGAUGGCAAGAGCACCCAUGUACCCUACCGUAACUCCAAGCUUACACGGCUCCUUCAGGACUCCCUUGGGGGCAACUCCAAAACCAUGAUGUGCGCGAACAUCGGCCCCGCAGACUACAACUACGACGAGACCAUCAGCACCCUCAGGUACGCGAACCGAGCCAAGAACAUCAAAAACAAGGCCAGGAUUAACGAAGAUCCCAAAGAUGCUCUGCUCCGCCAGUUCCAGAAGGAAAUCGAGGAGCUUAAAAAGAAACUGGAAGAAGGGGAAGAGAUUUCUGGCUCUGAGACCAGUGAUUCUGAAGAAGAGGAUGACGAUGACGAUGGGGAGAUUGGAGAGGAUGGAGAAAAGCGGAAGAAACGACGGGGCAGUAGCAGCAGCAGUAGUUCAGACUCCACAUGCUCUGUCAUAGAGAAACCUCUGGAUAAGUCCUUCACUAAUCAAGCAGGCAAAAAGAAAGUUUCCCCUGAUAAGAUGGUAGAGAUGCAAGCAAAGAUUGAAGAGGAGAGAAAAGCUCUUGAAACGAAACUUGAUAUGGAAGAAGAAGAAAGAAAUAAAGCCAGAGCUGAACUGGAGAAGAGAGAAAAAGAUUUACUUAAAGCUCAGCAAGAGCACCAGUCCCUGUUGGAGAAACUGUCUGCACUGGAGAAGAAGGUGAUUGUAGGAGGUGUGGACUUACUGGCAAAAGCAGAGGAACAAGAGAAACUGCUGGAAGAAUCCAAUAUGGAGCUGGAAGAACGAAGGAAGAGAGCAGAGCAGCUUCGCAAGGAGCUUGAGGAGAAGGAGCAAGAACGCUUGGACAUAGAGGAGAAGUACACCAGCCUUCAGGAAGAAGCACAGGGGAAAACUAAAAAGCUGAAGAAAGUUUGGACCAUGCUGAUGGCUGCAAAAUCAGAGAUGGCAGAUUUGCAGCAAGAACAUCAGAGAGAAAUCGAAGGAUUACUGGAAAAUAUUCGUCAGCUGAGCAGGGAACUCCGUCUUCAGAUGCUCAUUAUAGACAACUUCAUUCCUCAGGACUACCAGGAAAUGAUUGAAAACUACGUUCACUGGAAUGAAGACAUUGGGGAAUGGCAGCUGAAAUGUGUUGCAUAUACAGGAAACAACAUGAGGAAACAGACUCCUGUUCUGGAUAAAAAGGAAAAAGAUCCCUUUGAAGUGGACCUUUCCCAUGUUUAUUUAGCUUACACAGAAGAAAGCCUGAGACAGUCUUUGCUCAAGCUGGAGAGACCAAGGACUUCAAAAGGAAGGUCCAGGCCCAAAACUGGUCGAAGAAAACGAUCUGCAAAGCCAGGAGCUGUUAUUGACUCUCUGCUGCAGUAGGGGUGAUGGAUUCAGAAAUGCUGUAAAAAUCAGUGAGUGUGUAGGGCCUGGCCAGAAUAUGGAACCCAACAGAGUAGGCCCAGUGUGACAAARCGGCUAUGAAAUCCAUGCCUUACGGGUAUGGAGCUUUAUUUAAAAAAAGAUUUUUUUUCCUUAGUUGCUCAUAUACUGUAUGUUAUAUUAACAUAAUGUUAAACUGGUAUAUACGGUAAUUGUGAAAUUCUGUGUUAAGCAAUUUUGUGUUGUGCAGGGAAACUGUUGUUGGCAAUCCGUGUUGAAGUGUAUAGARAGCAGGGUUCUAGAUGUGUGUUUAAGUGCUAGACAUGCCAGCCCAAAGUGGUUGGUUAAAAUUUAAAGCUGGUAAAUCUGAUUUACGUUCUGCUUUGCACAUAGAAACUGGCAGCUUUCACUGUUUUUCUCUGUUGCACUGUUCUGUAUUUGAAUGUGGUUACUGAAAGGCUAUGAGUUAACUUGAUUUGAGCAUCAAACCUUUUUAUUUAAAUAUUCCUCGCUGUAGCAAUGAACCUGAUCAUUUUGUGUCUGAAACACACCCCUCUCUCUAUCCCUUCCUCUGCACUCUUACUAUAUGGAGUAAUUGUGUCAGAGUGCUGGGAAGGGACACUGUUCCAUUGCAGCCCAAUGAAUGUGUCAAGUUGUGCUUUUUUUUUCCUUCCCAACUCGUGGGUAAUCUCCUUGCAUCACAGAGAAUGGCCUUUGAGGCAAAGGCAAGAAAAUACUGCUAUUCUUUCUUUUUUUUUUUUUCUUUUAUUUUCUUCUUCCUUUUGUGGCUGUAUUUGCAGCAUUGCUCUGGCUGCUUUUCRUGCUUCUGACUAAACUGGCAAAUUUUAAUUUAUGUGAAUUGUUUUGUUGUAAUUUGGAGAGCAGCGAUUCACUAAAGAGGAUGCUCUGUUGCUAAUGUCUAAAUUGGUCCUGAGGACACUGAGCAAUACAGUUCCAUUUCCCAUCCCUGACACAGAGUACUGGACCAGUGCUCUAUAAACUGCAGAUGAAUUUCACUCUCCCUAUAAAAAGGGCAUGAAUUGCUCCUUUUCCUAGAGCAGCAGUUCCCCUGAAAUAGUUGAUGCUGCACUUGCCCGUGUGCAGACUUUCUCCUCUGUUUCUGGUUAUGCUGUGAGGAAAUAAUUCUGGUCUCUGCUAAUGAUCGUCRUCUUGUGGUGGCUGCUCCUGUUCUUAUUUUGUAUUUAUGCUGCUAAUACACAUAACACUUUAAUAGAUUUACUCCCGUGUCAUGGAGAAAAUGCAUCUCCUCCCCAUUGUGUGUUGUUAUAACUAAUGCUAGAGCAUAUCAGUUGCAAGCAUCCAAAGAGCUCCCAUGGCAGUGUGGUGCUAAUUAGCUUAAUUAGUAGCCUUUUUGUCACCUAGAGAUUUGAAGAUGCUGAUACUGAUGUGAAGGGUCGAGGACAUAGACGUGGCCAAGGUGCCAGCUCCCCACGUGCCCUGAGCUUCAGCCAGGAGCCCCGUUGGCAGCUCCCAGGUAGCGGCAGCUGCCAGGGGCAGUCAGCAUUUCAGGGCUAAAGCUGUUCUUUUGGCAGCACCUUCCUCCCGGGGAUGCCUCCAGUGCCAUCCCAAACAAAUCCUUUCUCUUGCUUUUCAAAAUACAUAUCUUCCAGGGUCGGGAACUAAGAGGAGAACAUCUGCUCCCUGUCUCUUGUGGAGGGGUUUGUCACCUAGACUCAUAGAACAUGCACAUACAAACACUGUCUUUUUUUACAGUGUAGCAUUAAGAGAUAAAUGCUCAAUUUGUGUUUAAUCUAAGCUUACCCUUGAAGAGCUGAUCUUAUUUGAAAUGUGCUUGGAUAAGGUUAAGRUACCAAAUAUUAUGUCUUUGCAAUAAAGCAGACUGAAAAUGACUCAAAUACUGUUUUUGUUGUAGGAGUUUCUUAUGCAGGUUCAUGGCCCAAGCAGAUAAAUGCUUUAUUUGGUCUGUAUCAGUUCUUAAAACUGGGGAUAGGGGAUAGUUAACUGCAUUUCAUUGUGUUAGGUCUUGCUGUGUCAAUAUCCCUUGUUAAAUAAUCUGUUUUUAAGAGGGUUUCUCCUGACUUGUGCUUUGAAAACUGACAAAAAAAAUACAGUAAGUUGUCCUUUUGACCUGACAGAUACUCAGUAACUUAGAUGUCACUGCAAGCCAUCUCACUGCGUUCGGAAUAUUUAAGGAUUCCUAAGGGAUGYGCUGGUCCCUGAUGGAACUCGCACUGCGGCUGGAAACCCAGCGCUGCAGGUAAAACCGGGAGCGUCUCGGGGCAGGAAAAGGCACCUGGGGAAAAGCUGCUGGCAGCUGCUCCGGAGAGCCGGCCUGGGGCUCGCACUGGAGCCACCUCUGAAGGACACCUCGCUCCUGUGGGAAUAUACGGAAUAUCCCCCCUCGGCCGCGCUGAGGACUUCCCGCUUUGGCUGAUCUUUUAACUGUUUGGUUAGAUUUGAUUUGAUUUUGUGUUCUCCCCUGGGAUUUUCUGUUUGUUGGAGAGCCUGACCUGGCGGUUGCUAUAUGAGCCUCUGCCUGGCUUAUCUGUGAAUGUCUGAUGCGCCCAUGACAUGUUUUAGAAGGGAAUGGUUUGGUUUUUAAUGACUUGGCCAAUGCAGCCAUUCUGAUUUCAGCUCAGUAGUUACUCUAUAAUAUUUCUCAGUGUCAUAUUAACUUACAUAUACACACACACAAUAUAUAUAUGUCUAUGUACGCAUGUGGUGUAUACCCACUCUCC
Molecule: messenger RNA, 5118 nt
Organism: Nothoprocta perdicaria
Lineage: Eukaryota; Metazoa; Chordata; Aves; Tinamiformes; Tinamidae
Gene: KIF3A
Product: kinesin family member 3A
Exons: 18
Coding region: 317-2398 (693 amino acids)
Biological process (GO): microtubule-based movement
Molecular function (GO): microtubule binding; ATP binding; microtubule motor activity
Source: RefSeq, a predicted model, not a curated record